Prunus persica (peach) is the source of this 444-nucleotide messenger RNA. RefSeq lists its product as uncharacterized. The coding region runs from base 1 to 444 and encodes 147 amino acids. The transcript is spliced from 2 exons. NCBI's taxonomy places the organism in Eukaryota, Viridiplantae, Streptophyta, Magnoliopsida, Rosales, Rosaceae. The record is from RefSeq and is a predicted model, not a curated record.
AUGCCGAGUUAUGCCAAAUUCAUGAAGGAUAUUAUAUCAAAGAAGAGGAAAUUAGGAGAACAUGAGAUAGUGAAAUUAUCCGAAGAAUGCAGUGCUAUUUUGCAGAGGAAGCUACCACAUAAGCUAAAGGAUCCAGGGAGUUUUACUAUUCCUUGCACUAUUGGAACCACUUACUUUGAAAAAGCUUUAUGUGAUUUAGGGUCCAAUUUUCUAAUUUUAGACAUGGAAGAAGAUGCCGAAACCCCUAUUAUUUUAGGCCGCCUCUUUCUAAAAACCGGGAGGACAUUAAUUGAUGUGGACAAAGGUUUAUUAAUUUUGCGAGUGGAUGAUGAACAGGUGACCUUCAAUGUCUUUGAAGCAACAAAGUACCCAGUGGAAUCAGACUCUUGCUUCCUAGUGGAUAUAGUGAAAAAAGCUGUCUCUGAAAAAUUUAAAGUAGAAUAG